Molecule: messenger RNA, 1203 nt
Organism: Saccharomycopsis crataegensis
Lineage: Eukaryota; Fungi; Ascomycota; Saccharomycetes; Ascoideales; Saccharomycopsidaceae
Gene: PET54
Product: Pet54p
Exons: 1
Coding region: 1-1203 (400 amino acids)
Source: RefSeq, a predicted model, not a curated record
AUGAUACCCACAAGAGUACUACGACAGAAUAUAAAACCAAAGUUGGACUUUUCCAGGGUAUUGAAGGAUCUUUAUGGUGCUCUUCUGGCGGACUCUCAAAAGAAUUCCAAAAACUCCCUACAUGAAAAUCUAUCAAACUUUUUAGAAGACAACACAAGGAACAGAGACUAUGAAGGGGAUAUACCUUCUUUCAAAUUUAAUGAAGAUGACAAUAAAUCAUUUCCUGAUUUGCGGAAAAAUAGUUUUGCUACCAGUUUCUAUGCCAAUAAAGUUGGCGAUGAUGUAUCAGCGGAUAUUAAAGACCCUCCAAAACCAAAAGACAAGUUGAUUCCUGAGAAUUUGGCUGGGGCUUAUCUCAGUAAAUUCUUCCCAGAUGCAGUUGGUGGAAGUAGCGAUAAAAGAACCAACAUACUUUAUUACAAGACUGAUAACCCAUUCCUUCUCAAGGAGGAUUUCUUCUUGUUGUUAUCUGAUGGAAGUUCUUCAAACACCUCAACCGACAAGGCAGGUUCCCAUACAAUAUUCUCUAAAAGAUUUCUGCUUGGUUGGAAAUUGGAAAGCUUUGAAGUAAUAAAAGCCAGAGAUUCUGAUGUUUUGGAAUUUGCUGGAGGUUAUUUUUUGAUGUUCAAGAGUCAUGAUCUUGCAUGUGCCUAUUUUUGUGAUGUGAUCAAUAGUGCGUUUGAAGGCCAGCCGUUUAAUCUUGAAUUUUUGGAUGUCACGGAUGAAAAAAAAAAUAAACAAUUAGCUCACAAGUUCUUGGAGGAAAAUUUGGAAUUCACGAAAAUAAGGUCAGACAAGGUCAAGGGGCGCAUUGAACAUUGUGGGUCGAUCGUUUCUACGAUAGGAGAAUCUAGUCCGGAUCUUGACCCUAAACAAUAUUCUUCGGAAGAGAUAUUAUUCAUAAAGUCUACCAUUAAAGAUCUCCCAGCUAUGAAGCGUGAUCAAUGUGUUGUGGUUCAUAAUUUACCUUAUUCCAUGACUCCAGUUGGGAUCAUUCAUCACUUUCUUUGGAAUUUCGAUUUAUACCCAGAUCACUCUAAAGCGGUCAGAUUAUUGCUCGACGAUCCCGUUGCGCGCUACAAGUGCUGGGUCAUUGGUUUUGAUAAUAAUGAUGACCCUAAACGUUUUUUUAGGGCAUAUCAUGGAAAAUAUUUGGAGGGUAAUACCAAUUUUCCAAAAGUUUAUGUCGAUAUAUUGGAUUAA